AUGAGGAUUGACACGCAUCACCACAUACUACCUUUGAUCUGGCUCGAUGUCUUCAAUAAUAUCACUAAAGGCAUUCAGUUGCCUCCAGGACUAGCAAUGCCUGCCUGGUCGGUAAACUCGAGUCUAUCAGUCAUGGAACAGAAUGGCAUAGGAGCCGCCAUUGUAUCCCUUAGUGCGCCAGCCUUCUCCAUCAUUCCCGACCCUCAGUUAGCUGCGAAAAUCGCUCGCGGAGUGAACCAAUACUCCGCAACUCUCCACGACAUGCACCCAUCACAAUUCGGGUUCUUCGCCUCAGUACCACCCCUCACCGACACCGCUGCCGCACUCGCUGAGAUCAAAUAUGCGUUUGAUGAACUAAGUGCCGAUGGCGUCGUGCUGUUUACCAGCUACGAUGAAAUAUAUCUCGGCAGUCCGCGCUUCCAGUCCAUAUGGGCUGAGCUCGACAAACGAGCCGCAGUCGUCUUUAUCCACCCUAUUCAAAACAUGAACCAAACGACUGUAAACGCCUUCCUCAAUCCAUCUGUCAUCGACUUCCCACAUGAAACCACGAGAACAGCAGCGGAUCUAAUCACAAGCGGUACCCUACGCAGAUACCCAAAUGUGAGAAUCAUACUAUCCCACGGUGGUGGCACAUUACCUUACAUUGCUACUCGCGCUGCCAACCUUCUCGGGGACAUUGGGCUCACGAACCAGAGCGCGACGGAGUUCCUUCAACAGGCGCAUCAGUUUUACUACGAUUUGGCGCUUACAUCAUAUGAAUUUCCCCUGGAGCUUCUUCUGCGCUUUGCGGACCCAGAACGUAUACUGUAUGGAAGUGACUACCCAUUCAUUUCUACGCGAUCAAUCGAGGAGCAGGUGGCUAUUUUCGACCGCUUAGAACUGAAUCACACAGUUAGAAGAGAUAUAACGCAUCAGAAUGCGCAGAAGCUGUUUCCACGAUUCGGAAGUGUGAAGAAGCCGACGUCUGCGAUGAGCUUAUUCAAAGUAGAUGUCAAUUCCUAA
Molecule: messenger RNA, 1002 nt
Organism: Cucurbitaria berberidis CBS 394.84
Lineage: Eukaryota; Fungi; Ascomycota; Dothideomycetes; Pleosporales; Cucurbitariaceae
Product: amidohydrolase 2
Exons: 3
Coding region: 1-1002 (333 amino acids)
Biological process (GO): secondary metabolic process
Cellular component (GO): cytoplasm; cytosol
Molecular function (GO): hydrolase activity; carboxy-lyase activity
Source: RefSeq, a predicted model, not a curated record